AUGGAUGCCCCCCGAAGAGACAUGGAAUUGCUCAGCAAUAGCCUGGCGGCCUACGCUCAUAUCCGCGCCAACCCGGAGAGCUUCGGCCUCUACUUCGUGCUGGGCGUCUGCUUCGGGCUGCUGCUCACGCUGUGCCUGCUGGUCCUCACCAUCUCCUGCGCGCCCCGCCCGCGGCCGCGGCCCCCCGCGCGGCGCCGGGACCCGCGGGGCGCCCCGGAGGAGGACGACGACGACGAGGACGACGAGGAGGAGGACACGGUGACGCGGCUGGGCCCCGACGACACCCUGCCCGGCCCCGAGCUGUGCGCCGAGCCCGACGGCACCGCGAGCGUGAACGUGUUCACGUCGGCGGAGGAGCUGGAGCGCGCGCAGCGGCUGGAGGAGCGGGAGCGCAUCCUGCGGGAGAUCUGGCGCACCGGGCAGCCCGACCUGCUGGGCGCCGGCACGCUGGGGCCCGGGCCCGCGGCCACGGGCACGCUGGGCCGCGUGCACUACUACUGA
Pipistrellus nathusii (Nathusius's pipistrelle) is the source of this 501-nucleotide messenger RNA. NCBI's taxonomy places the organism in Eukaryota, Metazoa, Chordata, Mammalia, Chiroptera, Vespertilionidae. The record is from the annotation of a GenBank genome assembly.